AUGUAUUGUACAGUGCGUUCAAACGUGGAGGUGAAAACGACACCAACGGCAGAGGUACCAGAGGUGAAGGCCGGGGAGAAGGCCGAGGAGAAGGCCGAGGAGAAGGCCGAGGAGAAGGCCGAGGAGAAGGCCGAGGAGAAGGCCGGGGAGAAGGCCGGGGAGAAGGCCGAGGAGAAGGCCGAGGAGAAGGCCGAGGUGGAGGCCGAGGAGAAGGCCGAGGUGGAGGCCGAGGUGGAGGCCGAGGAGAAGGCCGAGGUGGAGGCCGAGGUGGAGGCCGAGGAGAAGGCCGAGGUGGAGGCCGAGGAGAAGGCCGAGGAGGAGGCCGAGGAGGAGUCUUCGCUUCCCAAAUGUAUCGGGCCUGGCUGUGAGAAUAACGCCCAGCAAGACUCUGUGUACUGUGGUAACGACUGUAUCCUGAGACAUGCUGCUGCGGCCAUGAAGUCCUUCACUGAUGUCAAAGAGCCCAAGCAGAAGGUCAAGGCCGUGGGUCAGAAAACCAAGUUGACACCAAAGAGGAACGCUGGUGGGAAGAGGACUCAGAAGAAGACCCUGGAGGAGUCGGACUGCGAGGAAGACGACAGUGCUGAUCCUGAUGAGGAUGACGAAGAGGAGAAUGCUGAGGAACAACCGCCUCCGCCGGCCACUGCAUCCUGGUCCAGCGACCAUAAUUACAUUGCAGUAACACCAGAAAAGACUACACCCAUAUCACCAACAGUGUUAAACAAAAAGUCCCCCCCUAAAGAAGAGAAGCAGAGUGAGAAGGAACCAGCCCCUUCCCUAGCGUCCGCUACACCAGCCAAAGGAAACAAGAAGACCCCGGCAACUAAGGCAGCCAAGGUUUCCCCGAAGGGCAAGAAGCCUCAGACUACCAUCCCAAAGGCGUCCAAAAAAUCUGCAACACCCCAGAGUAAAAUUGCAGCAAAGUCCAAGAAAUCAGGUCCGACGCCCGUCCAUACCCCUUCUCGCUUUCCUCCGGGUCCAAUCCACGUCACAGGAGCACUGAGAGUCACCAAGUCCAGCUUUACCAUUCCUAAGAAGCAGCCACAACAAAAGGAAGCUCCAUCCCCUAAUAAGUCCUCCUCAUCCUCCAGAGUUCCAUCAUCUCUAGUGUCUUCAGCUCCCUCCAGCCACUCCUCAUCCUCCAGACCUCCACAUCCAGCUGCUCCAGCGCCCCCUGUGUCCCCCAUGCCGCCACCACCCAACAACCAGAUGAGAACAAACAUCCGCCGCUCGCUGACCGACAUCAUCUUUAAGAGGGUCAGCGACAGUGACGAUCUGAAGAUGACGGAGUGUGAGGUGGCAAGGCUCUCAGUUUCCAUUGAAAAGGAAAUGUUCAACCUCUGCCUUAGCACUGACAGCAAGUACAAGAACAAAUACAGGUCCCUCAUGUUCAACCUGAAAGAUCCGAAAAACAAAGGCUUGUUCUACAGGGUGGUGGGCGGUGAGGUCAGUCCCUUCAGACUGGUGAGGCUAAGCGCUGAAGAGUUGCUUUCUAAAGAGAUAUCCGAGUGGAAGAAGCCCGAUGCUGAGGCCCACUCUCCUGGUGCAAGGGCCCAUUUGGGGCACUCCAAACUGGGCAACAGGCAUGACUCUGGCUCACAUAGCAUGGAUAUGGAGGAUGCUCCGCCAACAUCUGAUGGAGAUGACCAAGAGGAGUCUUGCUCCACUCCUUCAGCUUUGGCUCAGCCCUCGGCUGCGGAGGGGAACAGUGGCAGCAUCAUGCCAGACAUAUUCAGUACCAUGCUCAAAGACACCACUUCUGAACACAGGACUCAUCUAUUUGACCUCAACUGUAAAAUAUGCACAGGUCAGAAGACAGAAGAUGAGCCUGCAGCUAAGAAACUCAAACUGACCAAGAAGCCUGAAACCAAGCCUCAUUCGUCCAGGUCAGGGGAUGUCUCUCCCGCUGGCCAAGCACAAAUCCUCACAGUUUACCAACACCCAAUCCCUCCAUUGUACCAGUCUAACGUGGAGCCAGCUGUCCCAGAAUCGCAGCAGCUGCUGGACCUCAAAAUGCUGCCACCCCAAGCCCAGGCCCCCGCACCCAUCACCUCAACUGUGUCCUCUGUUAGCAUCACUCGCAGAGACCCCCGCAUGGCCAGGCACAGCUCUGCGGUGACUGUCACCUACCCUGCUCCAGAAAAACCCAUCAACAUCUCAGCAGAACCACUCCCAGCUCCUGUUACUGCUCCAGUGGAGGUUGCACCGAAGGCAGCGCUGCCGAUGCCCCCGGCUCCACCGCCUUCAGUGGCUGCAUCCAAACCAGCGAAAACAAGUACAUCCGAGCUUCCUCCUGAGGGCGAGACUGCAAUCUUCCUCCACGGUCAAGAGAAGAUUUGGAAAGGAUUAAUCAACAUGCAGAAUGUUGCCAAGUUUGUGACCAAGGCUUAUCUGGUGUCAGGAUCCUUUGAACACCUGAAGGAGGAUUUGCCAGACACCAUUCAUGUUGGAGGACGGAUAUCUCCACACACAGUGUGGGACUACGUUGGGAAACUGAAAACCUCGCUCUCCAAGGAACUGUGUUUGAUCCGUUUCCACCCAGCCACAGAGGAGGAGGAGGUAGCAUAUGUCUCUCUCUUCUCUUACUUUAGCAGCAGGAAACGAUUUGGUGUGGUGGCUAACAACAACCGUCGUAUCAAAGACCUCUAUCUCAUCCCACUGGGCUCAAAAGAUCCAUUACCCUCCAAACUCUUACCGUUUGAUGGGCCAGGGCUUGAACCAGCUCGUCCCAACCUCCUCUUGGGGUUGCUGAUCUGCCAGAAGGACAGAAAGCGUGCUGGUGCUCUGUUGGAAACUGAGGAAAAACGGUCCAAGAUUCAAACCAGAGAUGCCGAUGACACUGGGCUACCAAAAACAUCUCCAUCAGUCAGGGCAGACAGAAGCACACGACAGAGUCUUGAAAUCCCCUUCAGCACAAUUCAUCCUGGGUCGUCUCCAUCCAACUCUUCAAGCAGCAUUGUGUCCACCUCCUCAGUCCUUUCUAUGUUGUCCUCUGUCAAAGCUACAUCCACAUCCACUAUCACCGGCAAGGAGUCCCCAUCUUCAUCCACCUCUGUCGCUUCCUCUGCAGCAGCAGCUACUCCUCUUCAGACCAUCCUCAACACUCUUUUUGGGAAGAAAAAGCAUGACUCAGAAGCUUCCAACUCUCCAUCUGAUAAUGGUGGGGAGCUUACCGUCCCAUCCUCUACAAUGCUAGACCCCAUUGUGCAGCAGUUUGCACAGAUUUCUAAAGAGAAACAGGUGGAGGAGGAUGAAGAUGAUCGACCGUAUGAUCCAGAAGAAGAGUAUGACCCCAGUAGGGGCUACAAUGUGCCUAAGAAGCCUGUUGAGAUAGAAAGCAAACCUAAAAUCUCUAAACAGCCUGAGGUGGUUGCAAAUGAAGGUGAUGAUGUUGCAUACGACCCAGAGGAUGACUCAAUUUUUGAAGAUGUUAAACCUGUUAUACCAAUUCAAACUAAGGUUGCAUCUGAAUUUAUUACUAAUCCACAAAAGAUCUUGGAGAGCCUUAAACAGAUUGGGGAUCAGACAUUCCAGAAACAGGCAGAACAGCAAAUGUCAUCUACAGUGACACCUGAUACCUCAUUGAUACUUCCAGACACACUCUUAACUCAACCUACCAAAUCCCUUUUGGCCAAUACUCAGCUACUGCAGCUUGGCAAAAAGGUUGAGGAACUAGUGAAGUCUUCAUCGGUUGCUCCCUUGAUCAACCAGAGGAGAGAUCCUCGACAGAGCAGGGAUCCUCGCCAGGCUGCAACCGGCAGGAAACAGACUGAAGAACCUGAGGAGCAAGAGGAGACAUCUGCUCUGUCGGUGGAUUCUGCUCCUUACUCACAACCUGUGGUUCAAGAGGUUCAGCUGUCUAAUGUAACCGAACAGCCAGACUCCUCACAAGGCCUAGAGACAUCACUACCUCACGAGGAAGUGAUGAGUGAGACACUACCCUUCAUGGAGUCAGAUGAGACAGAGGUAGCAAUUCCAUUAUUAGGAGAGGAGGUGGAACCUGAUAUGGAGGUCAACUAUAUGGAUGAGACAGAAGUGAAAACUGAGGAAGCUGAGCCAAUCAAGACAGAAACUGAGAUGGACAAGUACAGUAUUUGGCCAAAUGCUGCCAGUAUUUUAAAAGCUAAUGAGGACUCGGAUUAUGAGGAGAAUAGCCAAGAUGCACCACCCAUAAAUUAUUAUAAUGAGCCUGCAAACUCCUCCCAAAUUACUUCGACAAUCCCAGUACUCACUCAGAGCACAAAAAUGGUUGACACUCCGCACUCACUUGAGUCCCAUCACAUGCCACAUCACAUCAUGUCAGUGUCGGGCUUUGACAGCGAGUACAGACCUCCAGUUGAUAUUCCCCCCCCAUCCAACUUCCCCCCAGCCCAUCCGAUGCAGGGACAAAGCUUGAUAAUAAGGCCUCCACCAAUGUCUAUGCUCCCGCCCAUGCAGGGUCACCCUCCAAUGUCAGGCCCCCCUCCUAUGCAGGGACCCCCUCCACCCAUCCACCCUGUACGUGGUCCUCUCUCCAUGCAGGGUGACAGCAGCCAACAAUAUGGUCCACCUCCAACUGCAUACCCUCCUUAUCAGAACCAGUGGCCAGGCUCACAGCCACAACAGCAGCAGCUUCCUCCUGGACCACCUCCCCAUAAUAUCAUGCCACUCCGAGGACCACCACCACCAUUUCCUCCAAUGGCCCAGAGAGGCCCUGCUCCUCAAAUGUUUAAUCCCGCCAUUCCCCCACAGCACAUUGUACAGCAAGGCCUCCCUCCAGGCCCCCCACCUCCUACCUUUGAUGGACAGAACAGUUUACCUCCACCAAGAUUCACCGGUCCUCCACCACCAUUUAAUUUUCCUGCAAACAGAGGUCCUCCUCCACCUUUCACAGGGCCACCUCCCGGUCACUUUGAAAACAGACUCCCUCCUCCGUCCCACUUCCAAGGGCCGAGGGGUCCCCCACCAUCUCAGUAUGGUGAGCAUAGGGCUCAACCCGCGAUGGUAGACCCACCUCGAGGCCCUACAGAACAGUAUAACAGAGACAAUUCUAACUCUUUCAAACUAAAUGUGGACCAGAAUCCAAAUCCUCUCCAUAUUUUUAAAGACAAUCAGGGUCCCCCGCCUGGUCCAGGCUACCGGGGACCUCCCCUUAAUCAGUAUGAGGACAGAAGAGGCCCACCUUCCAGCGGCGAGAUAAGCGGACAACACUUCAGUCCUCAUAACCAGUACGAUAGCUCCAGACCACACUCCUCACCACCACAUCGAGGAUCUUUUGAUGAACAUCGAGGUCCUCCCCCUCAGGAGAAUAGACCCCACCCUUCUCUGCAUUUUGGAGGAGCAGAGCGGUAUCGCUUAGAUAGGCACUCUGAUGAACCUAGACCUGUUCGCCACAGUGGACCUCUACUGCCAACUCCCCCAGAAGGUCCCAUAGGUCCUUCAAGUCGCAUUGGAGCCCACAGUCCAGACAUGCAUCGGGACGACCCCUGGCGGCGGCAUUCUCCUGAAAUGAGGAGGAGGAGCAGCACAACCCGAGAGGAUUCAGAACCCCACAUUGGAGAUCGCUUCAGUCGCUUUGAUGGAGGGCACAGAGAACCUGCUCCUGGUCCCUCACAACCUUCUGAAGAGAGACAGAGGGAGUUGUCAGAGGACCGCAGGAGGGAAAGAGAUCGUGAAGUCCCCCAUGCAGGCAGGCCCUCAUGGGACAGGGGCCAGGGCAAGCGUUGGAGCAGAGAGCAUGAGUGGGAUAGAGUCAGAGAAAGGGACCAUGAUCAGGAGCGUAACCGAGAAAGAGAACGCGAUCCGGAGCGUACCAGAGAAAGAGAACGUGAUCCAGAGCGUACCCGAGAACGCGAUCCGGAGCGUACCCGGGAAAGAGAAAGCGAUCCGGAACGUACCCGAGAAAGAGAACGCGAUCCGGAGCGUACCCGAGACAGAGAUCGAGAUCCGGAGCGUACCCGAGACAGAGAUCGAGAUCCGGAGCGUACCCGAGAAAGAGAACGCGAUCCAGAGCGUACCCGAGACAGAGAACGCGAUCCGGAGCGUACCCGAGACAGAGAACGCGAUCUUGAGCGCAGUAGAGAAAGAGAACGUGAUCCGGAGCGUACCAGAGAAAGAGAUCGCGAUCCUGAGCGCAGUAGAGAAAGAGAACGCGAUCCAGAGCGUACCCGAGAAAGAGAACGCGAUCCGGAGCGUACCCGAGAAAGAGAACGCGAUCCGGAGCGUACCCGAGAAAGAGAACGCGAGCCGGAGCGUACCCGAGAAAGAGAACGCGAGCCGGAGCGUACCCGAGAAAGAGAACGCGAUCCGGAGCGUACCCGAGAAAGAGAUCCCGAUCCUGAGCGCAGUAGAGAAAGAGAACGCGAUCCAGAGCGUACCAGAGAAAGAGAUCCCGAUUUGGAGCGCAGCCGAGAAAAAGAUCGCGAUCUGGAACGUACCAGAGAAAGAGAUCCCGAUUUGGAGCGCAGCCGAGAAAAAGAUCGCGAUCUGGAGCGUACCCGAGAAAGAGACCGCAGCGGCGGGAGGGAGGUCGAGAGGCCCAGGGAGACCGAGGGAGACCGACACAGGGAUCAAGACACAGACAAGAGAAGAGACCGGGAGAGAGACAGAGCCAGGGAUCCUGACAGGAGGGACUACGACCGUGACAGAGGGAGAAACCGUGAUCGAGAACGUGAUCGAGAACGUGAUCGAGAACGUGAUCGCGAGCGAGACAAGAGACGGGAUAGAUCCCGAAGCAGAGAACGAGACAGGGACCGUGGGAAAGACCGAGGCAGAGACAGGGAAAAGGAGAGGGACAAGGAAAGGGACAGAGACAGGGAUCGUCGGGACAGGAGCAGAAGCAGAGAAAAAAGAGAGGAGAAAAAGGACAGUAAACACGAUACACCCAAGGAGAGAGAUAAAACUGCAGAAAAUGAGAGGAACAUGUCCUAGUUUCUGUUUUAGGGACACUACAUUACGGUCUUGAGACACUUCAAUCUUUCACCAGUUGAAAUCCAGUUGUAUCACUGUACAUGUAGAUGAGCAGUAUUUCGUUAAAUUUCCAGUUGUGUUCAUACUAGAAAAAACGUUUGACGAUGUUUGUAUUCUUUUUGUCACUUAAAGGUUUCUAACUUGUUUUAUCACAUUUGAAAAUCAAAAAACUGAAGGCCAUCUAAGUUGCUUGUGUACACAAUGUAUUAAGUAGGCUACGGAGUCCUAUUACAUGUACCUUUCUCCUAUCCGAGCAGGUUUUUUCUUUUUAAAGAAAACAAUAAUGUAACUGAAUAACACACCAUUUGCAAUAUGUAAAUAUGAAUGUAUUUGUGUAUAUACUGAUGUUUUUAAUCAUACUUUUCUAAGUAGAGAAAAUAAAAGCCAUAUAUCUGAGAUGGAUAAUGUGAAAGUUAGGGAAACACUGUUUACACACAAAUGUGUGUUUUUGUCCAGCAGCAUUGAACUUGAAGGCUCCACCUAUCUGUAGUUAACAUCCCAUCAGUGGUCGUCAAUGAAAUGUCCUGAUUUUGUUUCAGCUCAACCAAUUAAACCCGUUUGAUGACA
This is a messenger RNA of Cottoperca gobio, 7515 nucleotides long. Its product is annotated as death-inducer obliterator 1-like. Gene Ontology annotation, biological process: DNA-templated transcription. The record is from RefSeq and is a predicted model, not a curated record. NCBI's taxonomy places the organism in Eukaryota, Metazoa, Chordata, Actinopteri, Perciformes, Bovichtidae. Gene Ontology annotation, cellular component: nucleus.